UUUAAUUGAAUCGCGUAAAGUCGCGUUUCGGUGGACCCCUUCACCCAGACAACGACAACCAUUCACAACUCGAGCGCAUCGCGACUUGGAUUCCCAUCUUUUUCAGGACUUCGUUGCACUAGGUCGCAUUGUGUUUCUGAUCGACGAUUUACUCUUGCUUUCGUUAAGAGCAAGCACAAAAAAUGGCAAACGUCGAAGAGUGGCUUGCCAACGCCAACGAGGCGAUUCAUAUCAGCCUGGUGUCUCCCUCCGAAUCUGGCCUUCAACAUCUUGCUACAUUUAACCCUCGACACACAUACUCGAUUUUCGGCGAGGAAGAACAGAUCUUUGGCUACAAAGAUCUCAAGGUCAGCCUGCGGUUUCGCGCUAACGAUAUGCGACCGCACUUGAAGACAUCCUACAGCAAGAAGUUCAAGGUUGUUGGAGGACCUGAGCCUACAGAUGUGGCAGCUAUUCUCAAGGAAGGCAAUCAUUUGCCUAAGAUCGCCUUUGCCACAGCAAGCGAUUUCGAAGAGAGCUCCAAGCUAAUGGGCGAUAACUGGGUACCGUCCGGAACCCUUCAUGCGACCUUCGAUAGUCCUGAUGGCGAGUACGAAAUCUGGCGCGGAAAUCUCGCCGACCCAGCUAUCAAGCAACUCAACAGCCGCCUGCAGAUAUUUGUUCCUCUUUUCAUCGAAGGCGGCACUUAUAUCGGCCAAGAUCCCGAGAUGGACUCAACAGAGCUUGAUCUAUCUGAUGCCGAUCGAUGGACAUUCUUUGCCCUUUAUCAGAAGCGAAAGGUGGCGGACAAGACCUCGUAUGUGUUUGUAGGCUACUCAACCAUCUACCGAUUUUACUAUUUCCAGCCGCCCACGCCCCCAGCAUCGCCUCGAAGCGAUGAGUGGGAGCUGCCAAAUGGUGAGGUGGACCUCGCCGAGUUACCCUCCCGAACAAGACUAUCUCAAUUCGUUAUUUUACCCCCUUUUCAGGGCAAAGGCAACGGAGCACGACUCUACAAGACCAUCUUCGAGCACUACCAUAAGAUUCCACAGACGUAUGAGUUCACUGUGGAGGACCCAAACGAAGCCUUCGAUGACUUGCGAGACAUCUGCGAUUUGCAAUUCCUCCGCACGAUGCCCGAGUUCAACGACCUGCGACUUGAUACAGAAGUUGCCAUUCCUAGGAAGGGAACUCUGCCAAAACUGAUUGUUGGCAGUGACAAGCUUGAGACUAUUCGACUUCAGGCUAAGAUUGCACCUCGCCAGUUUGGUCGGGUCCUGGAAAUGCACCUCAUGUCUCAACUUCCCAAAUCAGUACGACCAACAAUGGACAUUGAUGGAGACAUGCCAGAAGCUACACAAGCCGACAAGCACCAGGGCAAGGUCUGGAGUCUGAUUGUUAAACAGCGACUGUACCGUCACAACAAAGAUGUCCUAUCUCAAAUCGAACCUCAUGAGCGCGUUGACAAGCUUGAUGACACUCUGCAGGGUGUUGGACUAGAGUAUGCGCGUAUCCUGUCUGCCUUGGAACGCUCAGCGAAGCACUCUCAAAGCCAAUCAAUAGCGAAUGGCAAGCGAAAGCUGGACACAGAGGAAACCGAGCAGGAUACCGGUAGCAAGAAAGCUCGCGUUGAGAAUUCUUAGGUGUUUAUGUAUUUUAAUUUCUUGAGGCUUAACCGAAUGAACGGAUUAGCUAGGCGUUGGGAAUAAUGGACGGAGAAAAAUGUAUGAUCUUGUGUAUGAAUCAAACCAUUACACCUAUAUCCGGUGUACUUAACCUAUGCUGUGCCAUGCCAUGCCAUGCAAACAAACAAGCCGAUUAUCUUAACAGAGGCGAGAAUAAUUACCCCCCAAAGGUCUGCAGCAAGAACUGCCAAGUACUAUCGAGUCUAAGAUAAGAUAGAAGAAGAUACUAGGAUUUUGUAUUCUUUCCCUUGCCAUGUCCUCGACCUCUUUGGGCUCUAGUUUUGGUUCGUAGACUGAUUCCAGUGAUUGAAAGUCCGAGACUACCUCGGGGUCUGAGAUAGGCAGGGAACAUGAAUAUGAUGGUUGCCAGGACUUCCUGGGAAGUUCUGACCGAUCAUCGUGGUCAUGAUCCAUUCAUUCAUAACGUGCACCGGGAAACCUGGUGCCAUUUACACCGUCAGCCCCCUUUCCAAUCUGACCGGCCACAACAGCGGCCUCACGUACAGCUCUUGAGACGGAGCCA
Molecule: messenger RNA, 2187 nt
Organism: Fusarium odoratissimum NRRL 54006
Lineage: Eukaryota; Fungi; Ascomycota; Sordariomycetes; Hypocreales; Nectriaceae
Product: histone acetyltransferase type B catalytic subunit
Exons: 3
Coding region: 183-1622 (479 amino acids)
Biological process (GO): subtelomeric heterochromatin formation
Cellular component (GO): nucleus
Molecular function (GO): histone H4 acetyltransferase activity; histone binding
Source: RefSeq, a predicted model, not a curated record